AUUUCCCCAUCUUAUCUUUUACAUAAACACUGACAUCCCAUUCUAACACCUUCAGAAGCCCAUCAUCCGCCAACAUUACCAACAACAACCAAUCAUUAGCCCGCAUGGCUCAGUGGUAGAGCGUGUCACUAGUAAUGACAAGGUCGUCAGUUCAAUUCUGGCUGUGGGCAUCUAGACUUGCUUUUUGGAACUCCAUUUUUGACGACUCCAUCUUCAUGCUGUGGUGGAGUCUGUGGUUCAGGAAGGUUACAUCUUUGUGCGGCUCUAGCUACUGUCGGUUAGGGUUGAGCGAGUGGCCCUAAAUAGAGGUAAAGACUACCUGCGCCGUGUUCUUACUUUCCCUACACCGUGCACGAUGCAGGUAACCUCCGAUUGGGCUCGGGGCCAAACUGGAUGGCUCCGAGUGCACUCGGUAGGUCACCUCAGAAUUCGCAACGGACUCCGGUGCCAGGUGUAACGGUCUCUGUUAGUCUCCGACAGCGGUACGUCCGUAGCACGACAGGUUCAUUCGCCGCGCGGUGAGCUCGGUCCGGCCAACAACGGAGGGAAUUGAGUCCAGGAUGGUAUAAGUAAGUCCCCCAUCCACACCUUUCUUUUGCUCGAGUAUCUUGAUCAACACACAGUCACUCAAUCAUUUCACCAACGACAUCAACGCUUCCAUCAAGACCAAGAUGUCCCCCAAAACCCUCCGCAUCGGCGUCCUCCUCGAGCUAGUCCAGCUCUCCGACAUCAUGGGCAUCGAUCUCUUCGGCAACCUCUCGGCCAGCUACUUGAACCAGGUCCUUCCUCUCGACCCAAAGUUUGGAGUCUUUACCCCUCACGCAAUGAACAUUGAGUUCUUUUACAUCGCCUCCUCCCUCGAACCGGCAACCACCACGCCCCCCAACGCCUCCCUGCCAAACUCCAUCGGUGGGUUCAGAUUCUUGCCCAAUGUGACCUAUGAUGACUGUCCGAGGGACCUUGACAUCAUCCUCAUUGGCGGCCCGCUGCCCACCCAUAGACCUGAAGCAGCGGACAGGUUCAUGAAGGAGGCCUGGGGCAAGACGAGGGUGUGGAUGACGACUUGCAUUGGGAGCUUGUGGCUGGCUUCCACUGGGUUGUUGGAGGGGAAGAAGGUGACGACCAACAAGGAGUUUUUGCCAGUGGCGCGAGCGGGAUUUCCCGGCACCGAGUGGGUUUACCAAAGGUGGGUGGUGGAUGAGAAGCCUUAUGAGGGGGGGGAUGGCAAGGGGGAGCUCUGGACAGCGGGAGGGGCGGGGGCUGGUAUCGACAUGAUUGCGAGGUAUUGUCUGGACAACUUUGACAAGGAGUUUGUCAACAUUAUGGCGCUUGAGGGGUUGGAGUUUAAUCCUGGAGGGCAGGCUGGCCAGUUUUACCCCGUCAAAGAAGGUGAGAGGAGGGUUAUUGUGUGAGAGUUGGUCGUAAGAGUUAUCUUUAGAUUAAGGUUUUGCCAUGUAAACAAGAUUCUGUCUCUUUGUGCUGAGUAGAGGUGAAAGCAGCUGGCAGUACAAAAAUAAAAGGGCAGCAAAUGCAAGAGAGCAUAGGCAGGUACAUAUACGUAGGCUAGCGAGUAAUACCCUUAUCUUUGUUG
Podospora pseudocomata is the source of this 1591-nucleotide messenger RNA. RefSeq lists its product as uncharacterized. The coding region runs from base 672 to 1412 and encodes 246 amino acids. Gene Ontology annotation, biological process: regulation of DNA-templated transcription. The transcript is spliced from 2 exons. Lineage: Eukaryota; Fungi; Ascomycota; Sordariomycetes; Sordariales; Podosporaceae. The record is from RefSeq and is a predicted model, not a curated record.